Molecule: messenger RNA, 3594 nt
Organism: Lymnaea stagnalis (great pond snail)
Lineage: Eukaryota; Metazoa; Mollusca; Gastropoda; Lymnaeidae
Source: the annotation of a GenBank genome assembly
GAGUUAUCUCUUUAUCCUGUUCUUGUGGCUGAUGGCACAAGUCGCCAUGAUAUGAAACAAGGUGAUCUCAACGACUGCUGGUUUCUUUCAACACUCUCUGUGAUAGCUGAAAAACCCCAGCUCAUUUCUAAGGUCUGUAUUGCUUGCGUUGCAUUGAAUUUACUUAACAUUGAUUUCAUAUCAUUAUUUAAGUUGAUGGUAAAACAAGAAAGGAACAUAAUUGGAAUUAGAAAUACGACAAAUUGUUAGUGCCAUCCCCAUCAACACAACAACAAAUUUAAUGAUAAUGCCUGUCAUUCAUCAUGUAUUGCACGCUUAAAAUACCAGGCACUGUGGUUUCAGGAUCAGAGUAAAAAGAAGAGUUAUACCAAUUUUUGUAGCAGUCUAAGAAAGAAAUUAAUUAAAUGUAGGAUAUCUUAAAAAUAAUUAAGAUUUAAAUAAAAAAAUUGAUUGAUAGAACAAAACAACAGUUGUGCAGAUUUGAUAUUCUUAUCAUAUAUUAUUGAUUAAUUAUUUUAGCUUGAAUUGUAGGCUUUUUAUUGUAUAAUAAAUAAUCAAACUAUAAGAUUCUACUAUUUUGGCAGAUUAUUCCAGAAGACAGUAGCUUUGGCACCCCAGGUUACAAUGGAACUUUCCACUGCAGAUUCUGGCAAUUUGGCAGCUGGAUUGAUGUCUACGUUGAUGACCUGCUUCCCACAGUGGACGGCAAUCUUUUAUUUGCUAGAUCAUCUGAUCCCAAUGAAUAUUGGGUGUCCUUGGUAGAAAAGGCUUAUGCCAAGUAAGACUGUCAAUUUAUUGUGUCAUAUUUUUUUAAUAUUUUCAAAAUGAAUAUUUGUUACAUUUAAUAAAUCACAAUUUUAAGCCAUAGACUUUAUUACCUGGAGUUAGUUUUAAAUCAGGGCUUCCCCAAAAUUGGAACACAAUACGCUGUAUAGGACAAAAGUAACAGUACUGAAACUUUCACAAUUUGAAUGCAUCCUUUGUUUGUCAACGGUAACCAACUCAAAGUCACAUGUGAUUUCAUUGGUAAAAAAUAAAUAUUGGGCGGUACUUGAAAAUGGGUCUCUCAGCCGAGGAAAACAGACUUUUUCUUCCAUUGACAGAUUACAUUUCCAGAAUAGUGUUAUUUAAUGUAGUUGUUUUUUUUUAAAAUCUCUCUCGGAAUUGUUUUUCCACUUUUCUCACUUUAACCCUUUAUGUUAACUAACAUAUGAGUGAAAUUAUUGCUCUGUGAAAGACCCAUAUCCAGCAACAAUAACUGCUCAGCAUGAAAUUCUUUUCACCUCUAUGGUGACAUGGAAGCUGGAGUUAUACACUGUGCCGUUGACAAAUGCUAAUAAACAUUCAAGAUACCGGAUGUUCAGCACUGCUAGCUUUCCAACAUGCUAAAUUUAGGUGUUAAACAAAAAUGUUCAAGAGAUUUAGUUAAUUUUUGAUUCCAGAUUAGGCUUAAACCUUAAGUAAAAUCAAAUAAUGAAACAAAUAAGGAUCUUAUAACAUUUUUAUAGUUUGUUUUUUUGUUGUUUUUUUUCAAUAGUUUAAAAAAAUAACUCAUUAACUAUCAAAGCAAUAUCAAAUCUGCACAACUGUUGUUUUGUUCUUUCAAUUAAUUUUUUAUUUAUAUCCUAAUUAUUUUUAAGAUAUCCUACAUUUAAUUAAUUUCUUUCUUAGACUGCUAAAGUAAAAAUCUUGCAGAAAGUUAUUUUGAAAAUUACCAUAAAUAAGUUGGAACAAAUGGUUGGUAAGCAUAUCUUCUAGUGUUAGUAAUAAUAAUUAGACAAUCUUGAUUGUAGGAAGUAAAAGGCAGUCAACAGACAUCUUUCUUUAUCAUUCCAUUAUCUCCCAUACACACAUGGUGUAAAACCACCAAAGUACCUAACCAACAAAAAUAGCAACUAUUAUACAUAACUAUAUUUCAGACUCAAUAAAUCAUAUGCAGCGCUUGAAUACGGCUUUGAAGCUGAUGCUUACACAGAUUUGACAGGUGGUCUGGCUGAGUGGUACACACCUGCUGACCUCAGGGAAGAUGACUUUUAUCUUAUGCGGGCAGCAUUCGAAUGUGGAGCAGUCAUAGGGUGUCUCAGCCUUGUACGUUAAUUAAAAUUAUGCUUUCUUAUAAUAUUAUCUGUUCAAAAAUGUUUAACAAAAGAUUUGAAAAUGUAAAAGAUGUAGACAAACUAUUUGGAGAACUGCAACAGAAAAUUUAUGAAAAGUUACUAGUUUAAAGUGAUGUUUGCACUUAAAUUUGUGACUGUAAAAUAUGAUAUCUUUACGAAAUUAUUAUUUUUGGUUUCAUAAAAAUGGAAAAUGUUUUUGAUGAAUAUUUUUGUUCGCUCAUGAGACAUCCCAUACUAAACAAAAACAGCUUCUUUAUCCUAUAAAUAAUAGUAAUAAUAUUAUCUUCUCCUUUCCACUUCUUUUUUUUAUUAUAUUAGCCCUUAAUUUACUAUUCCAAAUUCAUUAAAGAAGUUUAUUUUCCUAAUGAAUUUUUUUUAUUUAAAAGAAUUUCACAUAAAUUUGCUAAAGAAAUCCCCCAUGUUGAUAAAUCAUGCUUUUUCACUAAUGUAGGACAGAAAGAACUUGACAAGUAAAGACAGUAGAGGUAUGGUGUCAAAUCAUUCCUAUGUGAUAACAGGGGUAGAGGAAGUGCCAUACAUUGACAGAGCAGCUAAAAUUAUACGUAUACGCAAUCCCUGGGGCGAUACUGAAUGGCAAGGUGAAUGGUGUGAUGGGUGAGUGCAUUCGAGAUAUAAGUACUGACUGACAGAAAAAAAUUAUUCUAAAUAUAACCAAAAAAAUUUAAACAAUUAAAAAUUUUUAAUCAUCUCUAAAGACGAACCAAAUCUUAAUAUUUGCGGAGCAGAAAGAAACCUGACCCUGAAGACAGGCUCCCAAAGAAGCAGAUAUCGCUCACCUUGAACAUUACCUCAUGCACAUGGGCGCGCGCAGAAACUUUACAGGGGGGGGGGGGGGGCAAAAAAAAUGGAAAAAUUUCCGGGGGGGGGGGGGGGAAAAUUUUUUUUUUUUAGUAAUGUUUUAAUAUAGUUUUAAUUUACUGUAGCGUAUUUGUAUGGUGAACGAACGGACAGGACAUUAGCUUAGCUAGUUUCUCUUUAUUUUCACUUUACUUUAAUAAAAUUUUUGUCUAAAAUUUUUUUAUCCAAUCAAUCCAGGGGGGGGGGGCAAGUGCCCCACCUUGCCACUACCUGCGGGCGCCCGUGCUCAUGCACCAGUCAGACCCUGCGGAAUGAAUGCAUCAAUUUUUUAUCGCAAUUGACUCUCUCAAGAAUUUACAAGCCCAGAAUGACUUUAUUAAUUUUUUAUUUCAAUUGACUCUCUCAAGAAUUUACAAGCCUGAAAUGUUUUUCUUCAUCAGUAAACAAAACUAUUAAUAGAUUUGUCAUGUUUUGUCACAGGGGUGAUGAGUGGCAGAGAGUCCCAGAAACAGUUAAGAGGGAGCUGAAUUUGUCAACCAAAGAUGAUGGCGAGUUCUGGAUGUCUUUCAAUGAUUUCAAGAGAGAGUAUUGCAACAUGAUUAUCUGUAACAUGUCUCCUGACUUUGACCAUGAUGGAAUAAGUGAUAAGACAGGUAGG